UGCCGCUGAGUACACGGUGGGGGCGUGUCUCCAGGUAACUCCGCACGCAGUUACCGGAGAAACGCGGGAAGUGGGGCCCAGACUUCGUUCUGUCCGCCGCUAAGGUUGUUUCAGGUCCAGAGCGAGCAGGUAGCCUGUCCAAGGCGAAGCCCGUUUGCCUGCCCGGGUCGCGACGCCAUGGAGGUAGUGGAGGCCGCCGCCGCUCAGCUGGAGACUCUGAAAUUCAGCGGCAUCGGCUCCGGGGUUGGCCAAGGGGUUGGCCAAGGUGAGGCGGUGGUGUCACCGGACUCCGUCUGUGCCCCAGAGCCCCCGCCACCACCACCGUCGGAUGAAGGGUCCCCAGACACCGGGCAGGACGCGGAGGCUCAGCCGCCUGAACUCGCGUCGAGCACGGCCGUCGGCGGGAACUCCGCGCCGCAGCUGGGGCCAGAACCGCCACCUGGAGGGACCUGCGGCGCCAGCCCGGGCGCUGCAGAGCUGGUGCGGACCCCAGCCUCCGUGGAGACCUCGGACUCGGAUUCGGAUUCGGACAGUGAAACAGAUUCAGAUAGUUCAAGUUCUUCUUCCUCAUCAUCUUCCUCUUCCUCUUCCACUCCAAUAUUACUUCCUCCAGUGCUAUCAGAUGGAGAUGACGAUUUACAAGUUGAGAAGGAAAAUAAGAAUUUUCCUCUUAUUAAAACAAAAGAUGAAUUACUUCUUAAUGAACUACCUUCAGUUGAAGAAGUCACUAUUAUUCUGCCUGAAGAUAUUGAAUUAAAACCUCUUGGGAUGGUUUCAAGUAUUAUUGAACAAUUAGUAAUAAUUGAAUCUAUGACUAAACUACCUCCAGUUAAUGAAGAGACUGUAAUUUUUAAAAGCAAUCGGCAGGCAGCAGGAAAGAUAUUUGAGAUAUUUGGACCUGUUGCACAUCCAUUUUAUGUGUUACGAUUUAAUUCUUCAGAGCACAUUGAGAACAAAGGUAUUAAAAUAAAGGACACUAUGUAUUUUGCUCCAUCAAUGAAAGACUUCACCCAAUAUGUAUUCACAGAAAAACAGGAUAAGGGAUCGGAUGCAUCUUGGGAGAAUGAUCAGGAACCGCCACCAGAUGCCUUAGAUUUUAGUGAUGAUGAAAAGGAAAAAGAAGCCAAACACAGAAAAAAAUACCGCGUUCAAGGCCGGAAAAAAUUAAGAUCUCAACUUAAUGAAUCAAGUGAAGAUUUUGCAGAAGUACAUCAGAAUUGGAAUGCUCAUAGCUCUGCUUCAGAGCAUCCAAAAGGAUAUCGCAACAGAGAAUUCACGCGAGGAUUUCCCCGGGGUAGAUACCCUCGACCUUGUCAUGGCAGGCCCCCGCCUCCACAGUUCUAUAACGCAGAGCACGUGGUAUCUCGGGAGACUUCAGGACUGCCACCUCCGAGACAAGAUCAUCUUAUGCCACAGUUCCCCUUUCCUCCCCCAGGGUUUGACGUGCAUAAUUUUUCACUCCCUCCUCCGCUGCCACCACCACCUCCACCUCCACCACCUGCGUUUGUGAACAUGGGUUGGGCUGCACCCAACAUGCCACCUCCUUCAUUACUUCCUGGACCAUACUCCCUACCCCCGCCUCCUCCCCCUCCGCCCCUGCCUCCCUCUCCCUCUUCUGGAGAUGGUAAUUCUUCUCAUUUUGGACCUUACUAUUAGGUGAAUACAUGCCUUUCCAGAGAAAUGUAGACUUUUUAUUUUAUAUGGGAAGGGUUUUGUUUUUUUUAAAGAAGCAAUUAUGGAUUUAGAUUUUUUAAACACUGUAAAAAACCGAAUGCUUCCUUUAGUUGUAAGUUGAAAUAUACUUAUAACCUUUGUGAAAUUGUAUCCAUGUGAAAAUUUCACUUUAGAUUCGUAGGGGGAAAUUCCAAUGAUCUCAUAUUUAAUUUAGAGUUUGAAUCCAUGCCUUCCCCAUCCCUGCCCAGUUAGACAGUAUACACAGGUUUGAUAACAAGCAGGUCUGGAGCAGCUUUCAUCAUGGAUUAAAAUACACUGGACUUACGAUUAUCCUGUUGGUAUAUCUGAACACUGUG
Molecule: messenger RNA, 2030 nt
Organism: Molossus molossus (Pallas's mastiff bat)
Lineage: Eukaryota; Metazoa; Chordata; Mammalia; Chiroptera; Molossidae
Gene: NAF1
Product: nuclear assembly factor 1 ribonucleoprotein
Exons: 8
Coding region: 178-1656 (492 amino acids)
Biological process (GO): pseudouridine synthesis; box H/ACA snoRNP assembly; ribosome biogenesis
Cellular component (GO): sno(s)RNA-containing ribonucleoprotein complex
Molecular function (GO): RNA binding
Source: RefSeq, a predicted model, not a curated record